Molecule: messenger RNA, 963 nt
Organism: Rana temporaria (common frog)
Lineage: Eukaryota; Metazoa; Chordata; Amphibia; Anura; Ranidae
Gene: WDR82
Product: WD repeat domain 82
Cellular component (GO): Set1C/COMPASS complex
Molecular function (GO): chromatin binding; protein binding
Source: RefSeq, a predicted model, not a curated record
CUACUGUCUGAUGGCCCCUCCCCCCUCCGGCAACAUGGCGGACACAAUGAGAGCGCCAAUACCGCGCCGAGCCUGAGCCGCCCCGACCGCAGGAGAGAGCCGACCGGGCCACCCUCCGGGAUACCUACCGCACCCCCGUCCUAGUAUUACCCGCCGGCCCCCAGGCCCGCACCCCCUCUUCCACCACGGCCGCCAUGAAGCUCACCGAUAAUGUGCUGCGCAGUUUCCGCGUGGCCAAGGUCUUCCGGGAAAAUUCCGACAAGAUCAACUGCUUCGACUUCAGUCCCAGUGGGGAGACGGUGAUCUCCAGCAGCGACGACGACUCCAUCGUACUCUACGAUUGUCAGGAGGGCAAACCGAAGCGGACGUUGUACAGUAAGAAGUACGGAGUGGACCUCAUCAGAUACACGCACGCGGCCAACACGGUGGUGUACAGCUCCAACAAAAUAGACGAUACAAUCCGGUAUCUCUCCCUACACGAUAAUAAAUAUAUCCGUUAUUUUCCGGGUCACAGCAAGAGGGUGGUGGCGUUGUCGAUGUCCCCGGUGGACGACGCUUUUAUCUCCGGCUCGCUAGACAAGACAAUCCGAUUAUGGGACCUUCGUUCUCCUAACUGCCAGGGUCUGAUGCACCUCCAGGGGAAACCCGUCUGCUCCUUUGACCCCGAGGGUCUCAUCUUCGCGGCCGGCGUGAACUCGGAGAUGGUGAAGUUGUACGAUCUCCGAUCCUUCGAUAAGGGCCCUUUUGCGACCUUCAAAAUGAGCUACGACCGCACCUGUGAGUGGACGUCCCUCAAGUUCAGCAACGACGGCAAAUUAAUUCUCAUCUGCACCAACGGCGGCUUCCUGCGGCUGAUCGACGCGUUUAAAGGGGCGGUCCUGCACACGUUCGUGGGAUACAACAACACCAAAGCCGUCACGCUGGAGGCCUCGUUCACUCCGGAUUCUCAGUUCAUUAUGAUCG